CCACACCAUGCUCUGACCCCGACCGCCACCAUCCGUCUCCCCCCACCCUCCUCUGACCCCCUCUGCAUCAUCUGAGACUGACCGCGGACAACUAGACAACCUCUGAUACCCCUCUUCUACAUCUACUAUCGACAACUAGACGCGUUCACAGCCAUGGCACCGAAACGCUCAGGAAUGGAUCUGCUCUUCCACCCGAAGAAAAAGACGACCCAGGCUCCCCCUCAGAAGAAGGCAGCCACCCCCGCCGGGACUCCCUCGGGCAGCCCAUCGCCGAUGAAGCCUCCCCGCGCGCCGCUUGCGAAGCCACGGCCACCAAAGGCCCAAGAUAACGAUGACGACUUGCGGCCACCGCCGCCCGAGGGGCCCUACCAGGAGUUCAAGCUGGUCUCUUCUCAGCUGAACGGAUGGAAAUACGACGUGAUGAAGUUCGACUCGCGGAAGCCGGUCGAAAUCGCGAGUUGGCAGAAACCGGUGAAGCUGAACAGGAAGGAGCCCCGCCGCGAGCCCGAUGACGCUGCCAGCGCCACGGGGCCGAAGGCUGUGGGGGCCAUGCUUGGGCCCGACGGAAAGCCCGUCGUUGGACCGGAUGGCCAGAUCGUGAUGGUGGAUGCAGAGGGACGGCCGAUCCGGCCUGGUGAGGGUGGGAGCGCCAGUGGCGACAAGGGGAAGGAGAAAGCGGGGCAGAAAAAGCGGUUCCAGAAGAAGACGAGGCAGGUGUUCUUGGUGCCAGAGGAGGUACGGAGGCUCAGGAGGGAGGAGCGGUACCCGUGGGUGAUGGAGGACUCGGCAGGAGACGAGACUUGGGUGGGGAAGAUGGAGGAGGUGGCGAAGUCGGAGACGCAUUGCAUGUUUAUGCCAGCCGACAACUGUACUUUCAAGCUCGUUCCCGCGCAUCGAUGGUACAAGUUCCAAAAGAAACCGAAGUACCAUGUGCCGACGCUGGAGGAGGCGGAACGAAUGAUGAGCAACAUCAAGAAGAACCAGGACCCUGAGCGUUGGCUCCUACGUAAACGGAAUGGCCAGGGGCCUUCAGCUGAGACUGCCGCUCUGUUCAAAGCCGAACGAGAAGGCAGUAACGGUCCUAUACCAAGCACGAGUCUUGGUCCAGGGGGCCGCCGUCUCAAGACCGUUGAUAACGGCAUGAACGGUCUUUUCGGGGACGACGAUGACGAAGAAGAGGGUGAGGGCCGUAAACGAAGAAUGAAGCGUGAGCUCGGCGCGGAGGGUGACGUUGAUGAGAUGGACUUUGAGGAGACGUUUGCCGAUGACGAGGAGAAGAUGGAGCCCGAUGAUCGGGAUGACGAGGAGGCAAAGGAACUUGAGGAGCGACUCAAGAGAGAGUAUAAGAACGCGAAUAAGGCCCGAGAGGGAUACGUCGACGAAUCAGAUGAUGAGGAUGAACCGACACUUACCCAGGCAGGCAAGGGUCUGCGGAAGACCCUGCAGAAACUCGAGAAGGAUGGCGGUUACGACGAGAGCGACGAUGAUGAGAAUCCCUACGCUAGCGAGGUUGAGGAGGAAGAAGAGGAACCUAUCCCAGUCUACACUGGCCCUGCCAUCAUCGCCCCAGAACCCAAGCCGGGACGCCAAACGCCUCAGGCAUCCUCUACCAACGGGACAAAGACGCCAACAUCGAGCCAGCCGGCGCCACAGGUCAAACCAGAGUCAUCCGACUCGCGGCCCACCUCUCCAGUCAUCGCGAAGCACGGUGGCCAUUCUGCUCUCGCCAAGCGGGCGAUGAGCCCGAAGAUGCCGAAAGUCGAGUCGAAUGGCGUGGGCCGCCCUACUAGCCCCCUAGCAGGAGGGUCACCGAAUGGCAGCCGUGCGACCAGCCCUGCCCACGGAGGAGGGAGUCGCGCAGGUAGUCCAACAUCGCCUACGAGUCCUACGAGCUCCGCUAUUGCGAACGGUGUCAACGGCUCCGCGAAGCCGAACGACAAAAAGCGGAAGGCCAGCGACGAUCCUAACGCGAAGCCCAAGAAGAGGAAGGCUCUCCCGCCUCUGCCUGGGGGCGCGGCGCUCGAUGACCGCACGGUGAUCGAGUGGCUCAGGCAAACCCCGAACGCGACAACGCGCGACUGCAUCCAUCACUUCCAGCCGUAUCUUACGGACGACGAGAAGAAGCACCGGUUCACGACGCUUGUGAAGGAGGUCGCGCAACUGAAGGACGGCGUCCUCGUCCUGCGGCCUGCCUACCAGACUGUGGGUGCGCCGUCACCUCCGCAGGCGAGUGCGGCGUGAGUACAGUGUAUCGAUGUGAUGUCGAGCAAUAUGCACGGACGCUUUCUUUGAUGUACUUAUAAUUGAGUGGGUGUAUACGCGGUUAUUCAUUUACUCUGCAUCCCACGGGAUGCGCCUCGUCA
Messenger RNA from Rhodofomes roseus, 2363 nucleotides. RefSeq lists its product as uncharacterized. Lineage: Eukaryota; Fungi; Basidiomycota; Agaricomycetes; Polyporales; Fomitopsidaceae. Bases 154 to 2241 code for a protein of 695 amino acids. The transcript is spliced from 4 exons. The record is from RefSeq and is a predicted model, not a curated record. Gene Ontology annotation, biological process: transcription initiation at RNA polymerase II promoter; positive regulation of transcription elongation by RNA polymerase II. Gene Ontology annotation, molecular function: DNA binding; RNA polymerase II general transcription initiation factor activity; TFIIF-class transcription factor complex binding. Gene Ontology annotation, cellular component: transcription factor TFIIF complex; nucleus.